Acanthochromis polyacanthus (spiny chromis) is the source of this 4359-nucleotide messenger RNA. RefSeq names its product KIT proto-oncogene, receptor tyrosine kinase a (gene kita). Gene Ontology annotation, biological process: protein phosphorylation; positive regulation of MAP kinase activity; Kit signaling pathway. The record is from RefSeq and is a predicted model, not a curated record. Gene Ontology annotation, molecular function: cytokine binding; ATP binding; transmembrane receptor protein tyrosine kinase activity. Lineage: Eukaryota; Metazoa; Chordata; Actinopteri; Pomacentridae. The transcript is spliced from 21 exons. The coding region runs from base 332 to 3328 and encodes 998 amino acids. Gene Ontology annotation, cellular component: signaling receptor complex.
CCCUCUCUCAGUGUAUCGUGUGCGUAACAGGCUCCACCAGCGGCUACUAUAAACAUGUUGACGCCACGGCCACUCAGAGAUACCUGGUCGGCCCGCACCGUCCCCUCUGGCGUGCUCCAGGAGAACAAGCAUGUAUGCAAACAUGUAUGCUGCUGUUGCGAGCUGUACUGAGCAUCUGUGCCUUUAAAGACUUGUAAGUGCGCUUCUACCACAGCCCGCUGUCAACUUCCCACAACUCCAACGCGCUCCGGCGAGUAGAGUAGAGCAGAGCCACCUUACGCGUGAAAGGCACUGAGGUCACCGUCACAGCUAGACCCAUGGAAUAAUAACUAUGGAAUACCACUGGAUACUGCUGUCUAUCUUUUUACAGCUAACCUUUCGUCCAGGCGACACAAAGCCCACGAUCAUUCCUGUCCAGUCCUACCUUGUCGUCUCGCUCAACGAAGCCUUCGACCUGCGUUGCAAAAGCGAGAGCAGGACGCAGUGGAGGCGGGAGGACCGGCCGAAGCCGCUGAGAGCCAAAGAGAUCGAUGGGAUGUGGACGUUGCACUACCCCAAGGCUCUCCCUCUUCACAUGGGGCGCUACAUCUGCCAGGACGAGAGCUCCAAGGAGCAAGCCUCCAUCUACGUCUAUGUGAAAGAUCCUGAAAAUCCCUUCAGAAAACCAAUGGUGUUCGACAUUCUCACUCGUGAAGGAGAGACUGCUUCCAUUCCCUGCCUGGCAACGGAUCCAAGUCUGGACAAUCUGCGCUUGAAAACAUGCUCCAGUGAAGCUCUGGCCUCUGGUCUCCAGUAUACUGCGAGCCUGGAGCAAGGCAUCGUCAUUCACAACACACAAAACGCCUACGAAGGUUGCUACGUGUGCACAGGAACACUCAUGGGAAGGAGCGUCACGUCACAUGAAUACUACCUGACAGUGAAACCAGUACCCGCUACCCCUCCUGUAAUCGAGCUGCAGCUGUCUGGAAGAGUGAUUCUUAUCCGGGGUGAGAGUCUUUCCCUCACCUGCAACACCACUAAUGUCAAUGGAGAAAUCCAUUUGCAGUGGAUCACCCCCCCUGGCUCGGGUGCCGUCUGGUAUCCACAGCAACCAGCAAAGGUUGACGGUGCUUCACGAAUCCUGACAGAGCACUUCACACACAUGCGCAGCGCCACAUUGCAAAUUGCAGCGGUGAGGCCGCAAGAUGCCGGGAGCUACAAAUGUGAAGCUAGGAAUGAAAAAGGGAACAGCACCAAGUCAGUGUGGCUCGAUGUUUAUGAGAGAGGAUUCAUCAGUUUAACACCCACAAACAACAAGACCAUCCACGUCCGUUCCGGCGAGAGUUUCUCUCUGAAAGUCAACAUGGAGGCUUAUCCAAAACCUCAUACCUUGUGGAGCUUCAUGGACCAAGAGCUGAGAAACACAAGCGACCAUGUCAUCACCACACACAGUAAUGCAUACAGUUACAGCUGUGAGCUGAGGCUGGUGCGGCUGAAAACGUCAGAGGGUGGAGUUUAUACCUUCCAAGCCUCCAAUGGUGACGCGUCAGUAAAUCAGACUUUCACCAUCUUUGUAAUCAGUAAGCCUGAGAUUGUAUCUCAUGAGGGCCCAGUGGAUGGACAGGUUCGCUGUGUGGCUGAGGGGUUUCCUGCCCCCCAGAUCACCUGGUACUACUGUGAGCAGCCGUACGUCAGGUGCUCCCAGCAGACGAACGCCACCCAGGAGGAGAACAAUGUCAUGACCAUCACAUUGUUCAGCCCCAUGUUCGGGAAGACGGAGGUGGAGAGUCGAGUGAACAUCAGCAGGGGACGGUUCAACACCCUGGAGUGUGUGGCCACAGUGGAGGGAGAGCAAGCCUACACACUCUUCUCCAUUAAUGAGAGAAGACUUCCCCAUGAUCUGUUCUCCCCUCUGUUAAUUGGCUCUGUAUCAGCAGCAUGCAUCCUCUGUGUCGUCCUUAUCAUGCUAUUCUACAAGUACAUGCAGAAACCUAAAUACCAGAUUCAGUGGAAAGUCAUUGAGGGAAUCCACGGGAACAACUAUGUGUACAUUGACCCCACCCAGCUCCCAUACGAUCACCAGUGGGAGUUUCCUCGAAACAACUUGCAUUUUGGGAAGACGCUGGGAUCUGGUGCAUUUGGAAAAGUGGUGGAAGCCACUGCAUAUGGACUCUCCAAAGCAGAUUCAGCCAUGACGGUGGCUGUGAAAAUGCUCAAAUCAAGUGCUCAUGCCACAGAGAAAGAGGCGCUGAUGUCAGAGCUGAAAGUCCUCAGCUACUUGGGAAACCACGUGAAUAUUGUCAACCUGCUGGGAGCCUGCACUGUUGGAGGACCUACACUAGUGAUCACGGAGUACUGCUGCUUCGGAGACCUGCUCAACUUUCUGCGCAGAAAGAGAGAAUCCUUCAUCUGCUAUAAGCUUGAGGAAGACUACUACUACCGCAACGUCAUGCAACAGAGAGUCGCAGAUGGUGACAGCUUGAACGGCUACAUGACCAUGAGGCCUUCUGUUGCUGGCAACCAACCGCUCGGCUCAUCCUCCGAGAAGAGACGCUCGCUACGCAAAGGUGGCUCCUACGUCGAGGCGGAUGCUGAGAGCGAUAUGUUCGAAGAAGACGGUCUGUCUCUAGACAACGAAGACCUUCUCAGCUUCUCGUACCAAGUGGCCAAAGGCAUGGAGUUCUUAGCCUCCAAAAAUUGUAUUCACAGAGACCUGGCUGCCAGAAAUAUCCUGCUGACUGAAGGGAGAGUAGCGAAAAUCUGCGAUUUCGGCCUGGCACGGGACAUCACGACAGACUCCAACUACGUGGUUAAAGGCAAUGCUCGUCUGCCAGUGAAAUGGAUGUCUCCAGAAAGUAUCUUUGAAUGUGUGUAUACAUUUGAGAGUGACGUCUGGUCCUAUGGCAUUUUGCUUUGGGAGAUCUUCUCACUAGGAAACAGUCCUUAUCCUGGUAUGCCUGUGAAUGCCAAGUUCUACAAACUGAUAAAAGAAGGAUACAGGAUGGAUUCUCCAGAGUUUGCACCCAGUGAAAUGUAUCAGGUUAUGAAGUCCUGCUGGGACGCGGACCCCUUCAGCAGACCCCCUUUCAGGAAAGUGGUGGAAAGGAUUGAACAGCUGUCAGACGCCACUAAGCAUGUUUAUCUGAACAUCAGCUCCAGUCCUCCUGUGACACCCAGAGCAAGAGAGGAGCCCAGUUCCCAGAGCGCUGCGUUUUGCCAUCUCAACUCAGCUGGUGGCAAUAGCAGUCCGACCCAGCCCUUACUGGUCCAGCACGAGGUCUUCCUGGAGGGACAACAGUUACAGCCCACCGGGUGUAAGGACCACCCGAUCUGUCUGGCUGCCUCAUAAAGUUGGCCUGUAAUGUUCCGCCACAAACCACCCAACCACUACAACCGCCCACCGCCCCGGUACCAGCAACAUUUAUUGUGUCGUGUUGCCAGACUGAAUGGUUAAUAACCAUGUAGGAACAGAAAGAAUGACAAAGGGAGGAGACUUGGACUAACGCUCCCGCUCACAGCAAAGACCUGUAAAGGAACCAGGAGGGUGGUGGGACUUCAAACAUUACUCUAAAUCUUUCAUUGAGUUCAUUAUUACACUGUUCUCUGUUUUGUUUAUUUUUUCAGUUAUGUGCUUCCUACACAAUUUUGUCUUUUUGGGGUUUCUUUUUUUGUUCUCACCAUAUUCUGUUUUCUUUCUAUCUAUCGGAGGUUUAUUUUACUUUUUACAUUUUGUGUUUUGUUAUUCUUUGUUGUUUUCUGUCAUGGACAUUGAUGUAGCGUUUUUUAUUUUUUUGGUCGGCUGUUGCAGUUGUUGGAGGAAAAAAGAAAAAAAAAAAAAAGGCACUUGAGGCACUUGAUGUUCACUUCAUUCAGCAUACACCAUAUAAUGCAGCUUUCUUUGUUUUUCUGGAAACUCUUAUUGUUGUCAGUAUUAUUUCCACCUGUUCAGAUAUACAUCAUAUGAAGGGGAGACACUUUUCGGGGGGCAAUUUAAAUUGAGUUAUUGAGAAACUGAUAUAUAAGCUAUAAUCAGCAUUGGUUGGCCAUGCUUGGAGUCCAUAAGUGCUUCAGGUUGAUUAGGAAAUACUUAAAUGCUCUUUUAUGUAGGACGUCACUACGUAGAGAGGCCAAUAACAAUCUUUACUGGACCUUAUUAUAAACCAUGGAUCGUGCAUGAUUCCCUCACACACACAGUUGUCUUCAAAGAUAUGGUAUAGACAUGGUAACGCCAGCUUUUCAUUUAUGUGCUUGUGACUGUAUAUUGUAUACAUAUCUGGAGGUGACGCUCUGCAAGGAAAUGUGAGUCACGACGAAGAGGACAGUCUGUGAAGUCUUAGUGUUCGUCUUAGCUUUGUUACACAAACAGGUCAUUUUUGACAG